Molecule: messenger RNA, 441 nt
Organism: Alligator mississippiensis (American alligator)
Lineage: Eukaryota; Metazoa; Chordata; Crocodylia; Alligatoridae
Product: cytochrome b-c1 complex subunit 9
Exons: 2
Coding region: 28-216 (62 amino acids)
Biological process (GO): mitochondrial electron transport, ubiquinol to cytochrome c
Source: RefSeq, a predicted model, not a curated record
GCUCCUGCGCAGUCGCUCUGAGCCAAGAUGGCGUUGGUGGGGCGGGUGUACCGCAUCUUCCUGCGCCGUUCGUCCGUCUAUGCCCUCAGCGUGAUGUGUGGCGUCGUGCUGUUCGAGCGAGCCUUCGACCAGGGCGCUGACGCGCUCUUCGAGCACCUCAACGAGGGGAAGCUGUGGAAACAUAUCAAGCACAAGUAUGAAGAUGACAAACAGUAAAUUGCCAAGCACCGGAUCCAUGGUGGGGUAUUUGUGGUGUUCUGUGCAAGGCUUUCCAUCUCCUGAUGCCAGCUAUUGAAAAUGAACAAGGAUUUCUGACUGAAGCCAGAGCUGCAUCCACCACUUCCAGCUAUGACCGAGAACUAAAUGGACUCAAGGAUUUUCUCUUUAUUGUGUUGAAACUUACCAUGGUAAAAUAAUAAAGUCACUGACUUGUACCCCUUA